AUGAAUUACUUAAAGAAAUACGAAGUUUCAAGCAAUUAGAUAAAGUAGAACUAGAUGUAGAAUCGCCAAGAUUGCAGCAAGCGUGCAUUAAUCUUGGUAUCAGUAUUGAAGAACUAUAUAAAAAAGAUUAAAGAGAUGCAACGGAAGUUGCUUGCCCAAAAGCUAAAAGCAGAAAGCAAUGAAAAAAAUAAGAGUCCUGAGAAAUUAGAAAAAUUAAAUACAGCAGGUAGAAUUUCAGGAUUGCUAUCGUAAAGAGCAAUCACUCCAGUAGAUUAGAAAAUGAUAUCCAAAUAAACUAGAAUGAUGAAUCAAACAAUAAGCGGAAACGGUUAGUUUGGAAAUUUUCUCGCACCUCCAGCAACUUCUUCUUUUAGCAAGUUAGAUGCAUAUCUGCUGCCUUAAUAGAGUAGAAUGAAUAUAAAAUCUCACAGAGACUCAAGAACUUAAAAAUAAAACAUGAUGAGUUCCACCUUCAACAUUACUGAAAGCCAUUAGUAAAGUAUGUAGAAUUUAACUGAGGGUAAAACUUGUCAAAACUAAACAAGUAAAUCAAAGUUUAACAAGUAGCUUUCUUAAAGUGCUUUUGGAGGUAAAACAUAAUAUAGUUAAUCAACACAAAGUAGAAGGUAGUCUUAAUAAGCAAAAUUUAGAGCUCACCCACUAAUUCAAGAAAUAUUGGAUAAAGAAAUGGAGAAAGUAGAUAAGGAGAGAGCUCGAAGGCUGAGAAUAAUUAGAUUACAAGUUGAACAUAAUGCUUAAAUGCAAAUUAAGUUGAAACAAAAGUAAAAACGAAUUAAAAAAGCAGAUAAUGAUCACGAUAAGAAUUUAAAUAGUCAUAUUGAAACUAUAACUUAGAAAAGGAAUGCCAGAUCAUCUGAAUAAAGAAAAAGAGCAAAUCUUUUAUCACAAGACUAUGAUAAUCAAAUUUAAGGUGAAAUCGAAAGAUAGAAUUAAUUGAUGACUAUGAGAGAAACAAAAGUAUAAAUUUUACAAUCUGAGAGGAAAUAAUAUCUCAAAUAGAGAGAUCUUGAACUCCAAGAAAAACUAAGACAAAUUCGAGAUGAAAAGAAAUAAAAUGAAGAGUUAGAGAAUGAAUAGUGUGAAUCAAACUUAAAAUCAAUCAAAGAAAAACUUAGUAGGUCACAGAUGAAGCAUGAAUAGUUUGUAAAGCAAAGGAUAGAUGAAGCUAAGUAAAAGAAUCAGCAUGCUGUUGGCAUCUUUCAUAAGCAUCAGAAAUCAUUAGAUAUAUUAAAGGAACACAUGACUAAGAAAUUAGAGACUUCAGACGAAAAUCAUAGGAAGUUUAUUGCAGAUAAGUUAGAUGAAUAUAGAAACUAAUUAGAUGAAAUUAAGCAGCAAAGUGAGGAAAAGUAUUAAAUGAACCAUACUAGGAGAUAGCUAGAUCAAAAAGCUUAUGAAGAAAGACUUGGAAUUUUAUAGAAAUAAUAAGAAGAAGUAAGAGAUUAUAAAGAAUAAGUAAGAAGAGAGUAAAACAAGGAAUUUAUGCUUUAAAAUGAAUAUAGAAGACUUAAGUCUGAGGAUAUUAGAAAGCUUAGAGAAAGACAAAAGAGGUUAGAUUAAACAAAGAAGUAUCACAUCCUCUAAAAAGACAAAGAUCACUAAGAGCUCUUGAAGCAUUUACAUGAAGGGGAGCAGCUUAUUUUUAAAAAGAAAAUUGAAAUGAGCGUUAAGACAAUAAAAGAUACAGAUGAAAUUAAGAAUAAAUUGGUAGAUGCAAAAAUUAAGAAGAAGACAUUGACAGAUUAGACAAAGGAGAUGUUGGGAAAAGAGGGUAUUCAUGUUAGUGAUGAUGAGUAGACUAAGAAGAAAAAAUAGAAGAAAAUAAUACCAAAUUAUGAUUUCUAUUCCCCAGCAAUUAUAGAGUAUUGA
Molecule: messenger RNA, 1890 nt
Organism: Stylonychia lemnae
Lineage: Eukaryota; Ciliophora; Spirotrichea; Sporadotrichida; Oxytrichidae
Source: the annotation of a GenBank genome assembly